Messenger RNA from Stegastes partitus (bicolor damselfish), 1553 nucleotides. RefSeq names its product peptidyl-tRNA hydrolase 1 homolog (gene ptrh1). The transcript has 5 exons. The coding region runs from base 470 to 1282 and encodes 270 amino acids. Lineage: Eukaryota; Metazoa; Chordata; Actinopteri; Pomacentridae. Gene Ontology annotation, molecular function: peptidyl-tRNA hydrolase activity. The record is from RefSeq and is a predicted model, not a curated record.
CGAGGAAAAACAUGGCAGGAGGACAAGCUAAUAUCACGCUGUAUUCUGAAAAAUGAGAAUAUUUGUGUGUAAAAUGGCACAGUUUGCUAUUUUUACUGCUCGUACGCGUCAACCGCAGCCGCGUUAGUGUGUUUUAUAGCUUUUCUGAACCAUGUCAGUCGCUGUUUGAGUUAGCCGACAAGGUAAAGUAAGCUAACGGCUAGCAUGCUAACACCAGUCAAAGUUACCUUCACACACCUGAGACAUUAAUACGGUGCAACAACUCCGGUUUUCAGAGGGACGCAGCUAAUAAACUAACUUCAAUUAUGAAUAAAUAUGGCUAAAAAUGCACUUUACACACAGUAAACCUCAUUAAGAAAUCGAAGGAAACAAGAUUAUUAGUGUUCUCAUUAGAAAUGUCACAUCAGCUCGUUGGAAAGUUGUAAAAACGUCUGAAAUUUAACAUAUCUGUAUUCAUUUUCUGAGCCGAAUGAACAAACGAGGCAUUUUAAGUAGAUUUUGUCGCUAUUUGUCGCACUUUUUCAAGACGCUGUUGAACUUUGUCACGAUGCGGCGACUUUUGACGAGAGUUAUAAACAGAGUUUUGCUCAGCGAACCGUUCAAACCAGCGAUGGGCCUCGAGGGAGAAAUACUCACAGAAGGCCGCCGAAAGCUGGUGGUGGGUCUGGGUAACCCGGGGAUGGACGGUACCAGACACAGCGUUGGCAUGGCGGUGCUCGGGGCGCUCGCCACCCGGCUCGGUGUGGCGGACCGUUGGCGCGGCGACAAGUACGUGUCGGGUGAGGUCAUCCUGUCCGAGGUCCAGCAGACCCACGUGGUGCUGCUCCGUCCCAGGAUGCUGAUGAAUGUCAACGGGGUGUCGGUGGCCAAAGCAGCCGCUAAAUUUGGCAUCAAGCCUGAAGACGUCCUGCUGGUCCACGAUGACCUGGACAAGCCUCUGGGGAAAAUCGCCGUCAAGCACGGCGGCAGCGCCAGAGGCCAUAAUGGAGUUCGUUCCUGUGUCGACUGUCUGCAGACUGACGCGAUGCUCAGGCUGCGGGUCGGGAUCGGCCGGCCGACGGGGAAGAUGUCCGUGGAGCGCCACGUCCUGAGCCGCUUCACCUCCGAGGAGCAGCAGGUUCUGGAGCGGGUUCUGGUCCAGAGCGUGGACCUGCUGCUCUCCCAGCUCUCCCAGCAGGACGCCCAGCUCCCCUCCUCGCCAGCAGGGGGCAGGCGAGUGGCACAGAAGAGGACGGAGAGCUCGGCCUCUCAGGACUCUGCUGCUGCUGCUGCUCAGAGCUGAACGUUGGAGCUGCUGUUUGUUCUCUGAAGCUAAAGUCACAGGAAGAGACUGAAAGAGACACUGAACUGAUGAAACCGCUUCAGACUGAGAUCGUGUUUUAAUAAAGUUCUGUGGACCGCUGGUUCUUGUCCAGACGAAUUAUUGACAGACACAAAAUGUUUGAUUCUUUUGCAGAUUUAAGAUUUUUUUAGACAUCGAUGUGGAUUAAACAUCCAGAGAACUGUUUGCCUGUGAAGCCGAGAAUUAAAGAUCAAGUGUUUGAAUCAUCUAA